This is a messenger RNA of Sturnus vulgaris (Common starling), 4767 nucleotides long. RefSeq names its product tropomodulin-2. Gene Ontology annotation, biological process: pointed-end actin filament capping; myofibril assembly; muscle contraction. The record is from RefSeq and is a predicted model, not a curated record. Gene Ontology annotation, cellular component: striated muscle thin filament; cytoskeleton; myofibril. Gene Ontology annotation, molecular function: tropomyosin binding. Lineage: Eukaryota; Metazoa; Chordata; Aves; Passeriformes; Sturnidae.
CUGUGUCUCAAAGCUGCUGUUUGCUGCUGCCCCCAAGCACACUGAACCCAUCCUUGCUAUUCCUUGGCUCCUGCCCAGGAUGUCCCACACCCCCUGUGCUGUGCCAGGACAUCUUGCUGCUCUGUUUUCAUUAAUAAGUGUCAAUGUGACCCUCAGCACGUGGGCUUUCCAGGACUCUCAGCUAGAUGGAGAUCCUCACAAUGCUUUAUUGUUAGCAGGAGCUCAGUGGCCCUGGAUGGUUGAAAUCCUGAGCAGCAGCAGCAGCAGAGCAGUGCAGCAGCAGCCAUGUCUCUGCCCUUCCGAAAGGAGCUGGAGAAGUACAAGAACAUCAACGAGGAUGAAAUACUCAGCAAGCUCUCAGAGGAUGAACUGAAGCAGCUAGAGCAUGUUCUUGAUGACCUUGAUCCUGAGAAUGCCCUGCUUCCAGCGGGAUUUCGGCAGAAGGACCAGACCACUAAAGCUGCCACGGGCCCCUUCGACAGAGAGCGCCUGCUCUCCUACCUGGAGAAGCAAGCGCUGGAGCACAAGGACAGAGAGGACUUCGUGCCCUUUACAGGGGAAAAGAAAGGAAAAAUAUUUAUCCCUAAAGAAAAGCCCAUAGAAACCCGCACAGAAGAGAAAGUGACCCUGGAUCCAGAACUAGAAGAGGCCCUGGCCAGUGCUUCAGACACCGAGCUCUAUGACCUUGCAGCUGUUCUUGGAGUGCACAACAUGGUCAACAACCCAAAAUUUGAUGAAGCAGGAGCCCGUGGUAAAGAUGGAAAAGGAAUCGUGAGAAAUGUGGUGAAAGGUGAAAAGGUCAAGCCCAUCUUUGAGGAGCCACCUAAUCCAACCAACGUGGAAGCAAGUUUACAAAGGAUAAAAGCAAAUGAUCCUACUCUCACAGAAAUCAAUCUCAACAACAUAAAGAAUAUUCCUAUUCCAACACUGAAAGAAUUUGCAAAAGCCCUGGAAACCAACACACAUGUGAAGACAUUCAGCCUUGCAGCUACACGAAGCAAUGACCCCGUAGCUAUUGCAUUUGCAGAUAUGUUGAAAGUGAACAAAACACUGAAGAGUCUGAAUGUAGAAUCCAACUUCAUCACUGGGACAGGAAUUUUGGCACUGAUUGAUGCACUGAAAAAGAAUGAAUCCCUAACAGAGAUUAAAAUUGACAACCAGAGGCAGCAGCUUGGGACAGCUGUAGAGAUGGAGAUUGCCAAGAUGCUGGAGGAGAACUCCAGGAUUCUCAAGUUUGGAUACCAGUUCACAAAACAAGGUCCAAGAACCAGGGUAGCAGCAGCUAUCACUAAAAACAAUGAUCUGGUUCGGAAGAAGCGGGUGGAAGGGGAGCGGCAGUAGCCACAGCAUCGAGGACACCAGGCACGACUGGAGCCACCACCAGCUGCAGCCUCAGAGUGCUCACUGCUCAGAAGGAAAGGCACUGGAAAACUAUUACAAUGGGAGUUGCUGAUUUCUGUUAAUGUCUCCUUUUAACCUUGAAAACAGAGCCUGUUCAUUUUCAAUUUUCACAGUUAAUUUAAUUCUUUUGAGAAAGGUUCAUAGUUGGUUUGAUUUUAAUGAAGCAAAUGGUUUGCAGUAUCUGAAGCCAAUAUGCAGCAUCUUAACUGUGUUACUGAGCAUAGCAUAUAGUGACUGUGACCCUUACUUUAGACACUUUCUGAUAUAUAAAAAUAUGACCUUGUAUAUAGAUAAGGGAUUCUCUGCUGAAAAUAGAAAUUUUAGGGCCAAGUUCUGCAAUGCCUUAUGUUUGUGAAUAAUCCUUACUUACGUGUAUAGUCCUGCUGAACUGAAUCCUGCAGUGGGCUGCUCCCAGGAGUAGAACUAGUGAUGCCAGUACAGGUUUGCAGGUUCACAGCCCUGAGCCUCUCUCCUGCAGUGGGAUCUGGGCAGCUGGAACCACCUUGGAAUGGCUCCUGUCACCCUUGUUGUGUCUCCACCCGUCCAGCUCCCAGUGCAGGAUCACGCCUAGACGUAUAAACAUUGUCAAAGCGUACUUGUUUACAUAAGCUUAGGUUAGGUGGAUCAUUUUGCAAUGUUACACUGAUGUUUUUUAUUCUUACUCCACAUUGUAAAGUAAUAUUAGUGCUGCCAAUCCUAUAGACAUUGAAUGUUUUGGGGUUUUUUUCUAGGCCAACAAGUUUUUGUUUGCUACUAGAGUGCACAGUUUACAGCUAGUGAUCUUAACCUAAACAAGUAUUCUGAGCAAUAUUUGUUUUGCUUUGAGCCAUGAGUUUAACUUUUUUUAGUUCUGGUAUUUAUGUACAUUUGUUAGCAUUAUAGGACUGUUCUCAGGACCUUUUAGAUGAAGAUUAAUUAAAUACUUAAUCCAAGAGAGCCACUGUGCUACCAGGAAAAGACAUUAAAGGGGUAGUUUUGACAGCUACAUAACUGACAUUUAUAUGCUGCAGUUGAGGUUUGUCCCUGUAUCACAAGGCACAUGGGUAUUCAUGCAGUGUCUAUCUCAAUAAGGGCAGAUUUAAGCACAAGCACAAAUGCUUUGCUAAAUCAUGGCCUUAUCUUACAUGCUGGACAUUAUCUUAAGCCAGUGGAAAACACUCAUGAAGCAGCAGCUAACCCCAAUGCUCAACAGCAUCGAAAUUUUGGUAAGAAUUCAGUCUGAUGUUUCAUUUUGUGUAUUUUACCAUCUAAAACAACACUCUACCACAGUUGUAUCACUGCCAACAGCUGACUGACAGCAAGAGCUUCAUUUUGGUUACACAUGUGCAUGCUGUGAGAGCGAAGGGACGCUCAGGUCAGGUGUGUCACACCCCCAGGCUUUCAGAAAGCUGCAGGAAUGCUCCUGCCAGUGCUGUUACCUGGGGCACCCUGGCCUCUCUGAGAGCAGGGAUGAAGCACUGCUUGCUUGGGACAGUGCUGGACACCACAGUCACUGCAGGAUGUUCCUGAGCCAUCAGUUGGCACUGUGCAGCUGGGCAUCCAGGGGUCAGGGAGCUGGGGAGUCCCAGAGCCACGGGUGGAUGCUUGGCACACUUCCCUGAGAUGUUUUCAUCUUGCUGGGGUGCAGUUAACAGGAUGAACCCUCCCUCUGUGCCUUCUAUAAUGGAAAUGAGUAGGUCCAAGCCUCUUGCUGUUGGAUACUGGUCUUUGUAGUGGGGUCCAAAGUGAGUAACACUCGCUGAAAUCCCACUUAAAAUACUUGGCUAAAGUGGUCUGCUCAGCUGGGAUAUAAAGUGCAGUAGCCACAGUUUACUUCCCUGUGAGCUCCCAGUCUCUACAAUUUCCACUUCUUCCCUUCCUCAGAAUAAACUAAAACCUUUGCUUUGCAAGUAAGAAACAAAACACACAGAGGAGUCUUGCUAAGGUUUUCCCUGGAUCCAUGCAGGAUUUGCUGUGAAAAACUUUGAUAACUAAUUUUUUUUUUUAAUUACAAGUUCUGUAUUACAGUCCUAACUCUGCAUAGGCUUAAAUAGAAUCCUUAAAAAGCAUUUGGAUUACAAGGGGAAUACUGGGCUUUGCACCAUGAAAUUUCAUGGGUGGGAAGAAUCCUCAUCCACUAAGCCUAAAGAUUAUGUUACUGAUAACCUUCAGUGAUAGGAAUCACACUGCCCCUAAUUUCUUGUUCUUUUCCUUUGAUCCAACCAAGAGAAUCCCAAUUAUCAAUCAAUCCUUUGAAGAUUUUUUAAUGGUUAUUUUUUUCUUUAAGAGUGGUACGUAUCUGUGUUUAAGGGAAUCAAGUGCAAUCCAUUUCUAGUCUUAAUUGCCAUUGCCAGUGUUGGUAUUUGCAUGCAGGAGUUUCACAAGGAUGGCUUGGUCUGACUGCUUCAUGGUGUCUGCAGCAUGUCCUGUAUAGCUUUGCUCAGAGCCACACACUGGUUACAGUCAGUGGCUCCAUGCAUGUUUAGCAGUCCCAGAGUGCACCAUGGAUGAGGUGCCUGGCUGGGGACAGCCCUGUGGGCUCUCCAUCCCUCCAUCUGCUGUGCCCUUUGCACAGCCAGGUUCCUCUGCAGGGAGGAGCCUUGCCCUGGAGGGAUCAUCUCAAACACCAGCCCCACCAUGGGCCGGCAGACAGGGCAGAGCACCUGGGAGUCUGGCUCCUUCCAGCACAUGUGAGGACAGCUCCCAGGCCCUGGCUGUUUCUCCAGGCAGCUGCUGCCAGCCCCUGCCAGGGGCUCAGUGACCAGGGAUUUCUUUAUCUUGCCUCUUCUGUGUGCUCCACACAAGGCCUUGGUUGUCACCAGCCUCCAGUGUCACAGGUCACACAUUGCAACAACAUAAAGAUGUGUUGGAUGCAACAACAGCACACAAUGGUGAUGCUUGGAGGCAGAUUUUCAUACUAAUACAGGAUUAUUUAACUGGUUAAAAAUCUCUGCAACUGACAUAAAGGGGGCAGGAUGUGACAAGUUAUUUCAUAUCCUACUUUCAGACAACAUCUGGCAAUGUCAAUGCUGAAUGGGGAACAGGGACAGAAGAGUCCUUUUUUCUUAAGCAAACAUUCAGGAGUAACUUUAUCUAUUUUUGCACAUUGCUUCUCGUGUUGAUUGCUUCAGUUUGGUUUGUAUUUUUUAUACAGUUUUUUCAUGGAAAAGCUCAACUUUGUGCGUGUCCCAACAUCCCUGUGAAGUGUAGCGUGCACUGAGGACCAUGUGUGUACAUGUAUAAGUGACGAUGUUAUCUCUGGAACAAAAGGAAUUGCAUGCGCACAGUGUGGUGCAUAUUACUCAAGAGGAAGAGAAUUACCACGCUAUGUAACAGUGACUCCCCAGCAUUGUGGUUUUUCUAAAUAAACCUUCACAAAGGAUUUGG